Messenger RNA from Desarmillaria tabescens, 2164 nucleotides. Its product is annotated as cytochrome P450. Bases 103 to 1728 code for a protein of 541 amino acids. The transcript is spliced from 16 exons. The record is from RefSeq and is a predicted model, not a curated record. Gene Ontology annotation, molecular function: heme binding; iron ion binding; monooxygenase activity. Lineage: Eukaryota; Fungi; Basidiomycota; Agaricomycetes; Agaricales; Physalacriaceae.
UUCGUGGCUGACUCGAUUCAAACGGGAUGCGGGUCCGGUGACCGGUACCGAACCGCUAUAUAUUCUACGCGCAGGUUGAUCUUGAAGGCCCAAGUCCUGAUCAUGACACUGUUCCUCAUUCUUCCGUCUUUCUGUUUUCUCAUCGCAGCGUAUGUUGUAUAUAAACAACUUGAACGCAUAUCGAUUGCGACUGUUCCUGGACCGCAAUGGAGGUCUUGGCUCUACGGAAACUUGCCAGAAUUGCUCAAUGGCGAAGCAGGAGAAGGCGACUUUAAGUGGCAAGCUCAGUAUGGCGACAUCAUUCGAGUCCGAGCACCUUUGGGAGAAGAUCGUCUCCUUGUCUCCGAUCCCAAAGCACUUCAGUAUAUAUACCAGACUAGUGGCUACAGAUAUAUCAAACCCCCAGGUCUUAAUGAGCUUGGACGACUGCUCAACGGAACCGGAAUUCUGUCUGCCGAAGGCGAGGACCAUAAAAGGCAUCGUAAAGUUCUCCUUCCAGGUUUUGGACGACCUGAAGCGAAAUUCUACGUACCGGUGUUUUUCACGUAUGCUAGGAAGAUGGCGUCAAAAUGGAAGGAAUUGAUCUCCACGACUGACGAACAGUCUGCUGUUAUCGACAUUCCUUCCUGGACGUCGCGUGCAACAUUGGAUGCGAUUGGCGAAGCCGCAUUCGAUUAUCAGUUUGGUGCCCUCGACCACUCGUCUAAACCUCUGACCCUCGCAUACACAAACGUUCUGUUUGAUACUCUUGCCGCACCUACCGACAAUGAUACCCUAUCGUUAUGUCUAACAGAAUGGCUGCCCAGAUGGAUUGUACGACUUAUGGUUGAGAAGGCACCAAUCAGACGACUGGAGCACCUCAGACUGUCGUAUGACUUGACCCGCAAGGUUGCAAAGCAGUUGCUGAAUGAGAAAUACGAAGCCCUUGCUGCAGACAAACCUAAGAGGGAUAUCAUGAGUUUGUUAGUGAAAGCAAAUCUUUCGGAAAACCCAAAGACGCGACUCAGUGAAGAAGAGUUACUCAGUCAGAUGAACACUAUCAUGUUUGCCGGCCACGAAACCACCGCUAGCACACUCUCCUGGACAUUUUUCGAACUUGCGAGACACCCCGAAAUACAAGACAAGCUAAGGGCCGAGAUCAGGGAGAAAGAAAGAGCAAUUUUUACUCGCGGUGAUACUGAGUUCUCCGUGCAGGACCUGGAUAGUAUGCCUUAUCUGACUGCUGUGGUGAAGGAGGUGCUUCGAUUCCAUCCUAUCAUUUACCAUAUAUUCAGAAUGGCCCCUCAAGACGACGUGAUUCCUUUGAAUAAGCCCGUGAUGUUGACGACGGGAAAGGUGGUGAAAGAGAUUCCCAUAUCCAAGGGGACGUAUAUCAUGACAUCGGUCGCCGGCUAUAAUAGGAAUAAGAGCAUCUGGGGAGAAGAUGCCCACGUCUUCGACCCCACACGGUGGUUUCGAGGCGGUAUGAGUAAGGACGUACUGGUUGGUGUCUACGGGAACUUGUUCAGUUUUGGUGGAGGACUCAGAUCUUGUAUCGGUUGGCGAUUUGCUGUCCUUGAACUCCACGCAUUUAUUGUGGAGGUCGUCAAUAACUUUGACUUUUCUUUGACCAAGGAAUCUGAGCGGAUUCGGAGGGAGGCUUGCGGUGUAAUGGUACCGACUGUGGAGGGUGAGGUGGAGAAAGGUUCACAACUUCCACUGAGGGUAGCGGUUGCCUUUCGCGACUGAACUUUGAAUUGUGUACGAAAGACUCGGAGCUAUAUAUUUUUUGUUAACGUGCUGAAUUUCUUGUCACGUCCCAUAGGGUCGGUGUUUUCACAGGAUAAUGCCAGUAGCUCUUUGCCGGUGGACAUUACGCCACGAAUGCUAGGUGUAAUCUCAGAUAAUGGAGUACUCGCUGUUGUUCUCAAUUCUGGCGCAUGUUCAGGCUGAAGUGACAGUGAAAUCGCGCCUUGAACGGUAGUACUGUACGAUGAUCAGAGUUAUCGCUGACUCUUGUGGAAUUGGUCUCGCUCGUUCCAAGCUUCGUUAUCCUACUUUUAGCUUUCCUGGCAUUAUGUGCCGGCUUACGCGUCGACUCUUGCCUUGUUCCGUCACCUUCGCGUGCACGUCCCUCAUUACGCGUCCUAUGCCGUGUCUUGGCCUACCGCUGCCGUUACUGCUG